Molecule: messenger RNA, 5437 nt
Organism: Tympanuchus pallidicinctus (lesser prairie-chicken)
Lineage: Eukaryota; Metazoa; Chordata; Aves; Galliformes; Phasianidae
Gene: SOS2
Product: SOS Ras/Rho guanine nucleotide exchange factor 2
Exons: 23
Coding region: 220-4212 (1330 amino acids)
Biological process (GO): positive regulation of GTPase activity; Ras protein signal transduction
Cellular component (GO): plasma membrane
Molecular function (GO): protein heterodimerization activity; guanyl-nucleotide exchange factor activity
Source: RefSeq, a predicted model, not a curated record
CGCUUCAGCCGCCGCCCCGUCAGCGCCCGGCGAGCGGCACGGAGCCCGGCCCUCUACCGCGCCGGAUGUGAUGGCCGCCCGGGCGGGGGGGCGAGCCUAGCGCUGGCCGGCCCGGCUCUGACGGGCGGCGGCGGCGGCUUCUCCUUCCCCUCGGCGCUCCCUCCUCGGUCCGGGGAGCGACUGGGCGGGUUGUCCCGAUGCGGAAAACAGGCAGCAGCCAUGCAACCGCCGCCGCAGCCCUACGAGUUCUUCGGUGAGGAGAAUGGCCCGAAAUGGCGGGGGCUGUUCGUGCCCGCCCUGCGCAAGGUUCAGCAACAGGUUCACCCCAACCUGUCAGCAAAGGAAGAUUCCCUCUACUACAUUGAGGAGUUGAUACUUCAGCUGCUAAACAAGCUAUGCAUCGCCCAGCCACGCACAGUCCAAGAUGUAGAGGAGCGUGUUCAGAAGACGUUUCCUCAUCCCAUAGACAAAUGGGCCAUUGCUGAUGCACAGUCUGCCAUAGAGAAACGGAAAAGAAGAAACCCACUCCUGCUGCCUGUGGACAAAAUACACCCCUUAUUAAAGGAGGUCCUUGGUUAUAAAGUAGAUUACCAUGUCUCUCUGUAUAUUGUGGCUGUCUUAGAAUACAUCUCAGCUGAUAUUUUAAAGCUGGCUGGAAACUACGUUUUCAAUAUACGACACUUUGAGAUCUCCCAGCAGGACAUUAAAGUAUCCAUGUGUGCUGAUAAGGUUUUGAUGGAUAUGUUUGAUCAGGAUGACAUUGGCUUGGUUUCUCUCUGUGAAGACGAACCUUCUUCUUCUGGGGAACUCAAUUAUUAUGACCUAGUGAGAAAUGAAAUUGCAGAAGAAAGGCAAUAUCUCCGGGAGCUGAAUCUGAUCAUAAAAGUAUUUCGGGAAGCUUUCCUCUCUAACAGAAAGUUGUUCACACCUAACGACAUUGAUGUGGUGUUCAGCAACAUUUCAGAUAUUCAUGAGUUGACAGUGAAGCUUUUGGGAUUGAUUGAGGAUACUGUUGAGAUGACUGAUGAGAGCAGUCCUCAUCCUCUGGCUGGCAGCUGCUUUGAGGAUCUUGCUGAGGAACAAGCCUUUGAUCCGUAUGAAACCUUGUCCCAGGAUAUUCUCUCUCCACAGUUUCAUGAGCAUUUUAAUAACUUAAUGGCAAAACCUGCUGUCGCUCUUCACUUCCAGUCUACUGCUGAAGGCUUUAAAGAAGCUGUACGAUACGUCCUCCCACGGCUCAUGCUUAUCCCAGUCUAUCAUUGUUUGCACUACUUUGAGUUACUGCAGCAACUGCAGGAAUGCAGUGAAGAUGAGGAGGAUCGGGAGUGCUUAAAGCAAGCCAUUACUGCUCUUCUGAAUCUCCAGUGCAGCAUGGAGCGCAUCUACAGCAAACACUCCCCAAGACGUCGGCCUGGGGAGCCAGUCUGUCGCUUCUAUAACCGGCAAAUCAGAAGCAAGCACUUGGCCAUCAAGAAAAUGAACGAAAUCCAGAAGAAUAUUGAUGGCUGGGAAGGCAAAGAUAUUGGGCAGUGCUGCAAUGAAUUCAUAAUGGAAGGCACCUUGACAAAAAUAGGAGCUAAACACGAACGGCACAUCUUUCUCUUUGAUGGCUUAAUGAUCAGCUGUAAGACUAACCAUGGCCAGUCACGGCUCCCCGGUUACAGCAACGCGGAGUACAGACUGAAGGAAAAGAUAAUCAUGAGAAAAAUACAGAUCAUUGAUAAAGAUGACACGUCUGAAUACAAACAUGCUUUUGAACUGGUGUCUAAAGAUGAAAACAGUAUGCUCUUUGCUGCCAAGUCUGCUGAAGAGAAGAGUAACUGGAUGGCUGCUCUGAUUUCCCUCCAGUAUCGGAGUACUCUGGAUAGGAUGCUCGACUCAGUGUUGCUGCAGGAGGAAAAUGAGCAGCCACUGAGGUUGCCCAGCCCAAGUGUGUACCGCUUUGUUGUAGAGGAUUCUGAGGAUAACAUUGUUUUUGAGGACAACUUGCAAAGCAGGAAUGGAAUUCCCAUCAUCAAAGGAGGAACGGUUGUGAAAUUAAUCGAGAGGCUAACGUACCAUAUGUAUGCAGAUCCCAAUUUUGUACGUACCUUCCUUACCACAUACCGUUCCUUUUGCAAGCCCCAGGAACUGCUGAGUUUACUGAUUGAAAGGUUUGAAAUCCCAGAGCCUGAGCCUACUGAAGCAGACAGGCUGGCAAUCGAGAAAGGGGAGCAGCCCAUCAGCGCAGACCUGAAGCGAUUUCGCAAGGAAUACGUCCAGCCAGUGCAACUCAGAAUAUUAAAUGUUUUUCGUCACUGGGUGGAACACCAUUUUUAUGACUUUGAAAGAGACCUGGAGUUACUGGAGAGAUUGGAGACGUUUAUUUCAAGUGUAAGAGGAAAAUCCAUGAAGAAGUGGGUGGAAUCGAUUGCUAAAAUCAUCAGGAGAAAGAAAGCACAGGCAAAUGGGAUCAGUCACAACAUCACCUUUGAGAGUCCCCCUCCCCCCAUCGAGUGGCACAUCUGGCGCGUGGGGCACAGCGAGAUGCUGGACCUCAUGACUCUGCAUCCCAUCGAAAUCGCCCGGCAGCUGACGCUGCUCGAGUCUGACCUGUACAGGGCAGUGCAGCCUUCUGAACUCGUCGGUAGCGUUUGGACUAAAGAAGAUAAGGAAAUUAACUCCCCAAAUCUAUUGAAAAUGAUUCGCCAUACUACAAACCUUACUCUGUGGUUUGAAAAGUGCAUAGUGGAAACUGAGAACUUUGAAGAGCGAGUGGCUGUGCUGAGCAGGAUUAUAGAAAUCCUGCAAGUGUUUCAAGAUCUGAACAAUUUCAAUGGUGUUUUGGAGAUAGUCAGUGCAAUGAACUCUGUGUCGGUGUACAGGCUGGAUCACACAUUCGAGGCACUACAGGAAAGGAAAAAGAGAGUUUUGGAUGAGGCAGUAGAACUAAGUCAAGAUCACUUCAAAAAAUACCUAGCUAAACUCAAGUCAAUCAAUCCACCCUGCGUGCCUUUCUUUGGAAUAUACCUAACAAAUAUUUUGAAGACAGAAGAAGGGAAUCCUGACUUCCUUAAGAGACAAGGGAAAGAAUUAAUAAAUUUCAGUAAGAGGAGAAAAGUGGCUGAAAUUACAGGAGAAAUUCAGCAGUAUCAAAACCAGCCUUACUGUUUACGGGUAGAGCCAGAAAUUCGGAAAUUCUUUGAAAAUCUCAAUCCUAUGGGGAAGAUACCUGAAAAAGAGUUUACAGAUUAUCUGUUCAACAAGUCGUUAGAAAUUGAACCUCGAAACUGCAAGCAACCUCCUAGAUUUCCUAGGAAAACAACGUACCCACUGAAGUCUCCUGGGAUAAGGCCCAAUGCUGGCAGGCACGGCUCCACCUCUGGCACCUUGAGAAGUCACCCACUGCCACUUGAAAAGGAGCCGAGUAAGAUAAGUUUCAGUCGAAUCACUGAGGCGGAGCACGAGUCAGCAGUGUCUGCACCAACCUCUCCCAACACACCUUCCACUCCCCCAGUGUCUGCUUCGUCGGAGUUCAGCGUAUUUUUAGACAUUGACCUCAACAGUUCUUAUGGUAGCAACAGCAUCUUCGCUCCCGUCAGUUUGCCUCAGUCAAAGACUUUCUUCAGCUCAUGGGGUAGCUUUCCUAAGCUAAGUGAUGAGCCUCAAAACCCUCCUCCGCUUCCUCCUCGAAAAAAGAUGGAUCAGGAUGUUUCUAAUGCCAAGGGAAGCCUGAAAUCAGACGAUGAUCCUCCAGCGAUUCCACCUCGGCAGCCGCCGCCUCCAAAGCUGCAGCCUCGUGCUCCUGCUUACAGCCCCUUUGAGCAGCCUCUGCACAGCCCUCCUCCUCCUCCCCCUCGGGAUCCUCUCCCCGACACUCCACCUCCGGUUCCUCACCGACCUCCCGAACACUUUAUCAACUGCCCUCUAAACCUGCAGCCGCCGCCGUUGGGCCGCAUGCACAGAGAUCCCGACUGGUUCCGGGAUGCCGGCCCGGGCCCCAGCUCUCCUGGCACUCCUCCCAGCACUCCCUCUCCACGGCUGCUGCGUCGCUGCUGCGCGAUGGGCGCCGCUCACAACAGCCCCGGCCACCCGCCUGCGCCCCCCGUCCCACCCAGGCAGAACUCGAGCCCUCAGCUCCCGAAGCUGCCGCCAAAGACUUACAAAAGGGAGCUCUCCCACCCCCCUUUGCACAGACUGUCUUUGCUGGAAAAUGCAGAAGCUCCUCAAUGACCUUAGCCGUGGUAGUCAUUGACACUGGAAUAGUCUUUGUAAAGUCCCUUUUUUUAUUUAUUCAGAAAGGCAGUGUAUUUUAGUACUUUCGCAGAUUGUGCUCUUAAAGUGCUGCUGAUCAAACAAACAAAAAAUAGCUUAAAUUGGGGACAAAACCCAACAAAACUACACAGUCUGGCCUGCGUCUGUUGGACAGCGUUGCCCUCAGGUGAGCAGCAGCAUUGCCUUCUUUCACACCCUCAGUGCCGACAGUUAUGCCAGUAUACAAAGAUACCUUUUGCACUGUAAACGACACUAAUUGAGCUGAAACUGACAUCAUUUGAUUGCACUGAGCCAAAAAAAAAGAAAAAGGUGCGUCUGUGGAAUCUUCUGAUUUGAGCACUAAUGGCCUUGUUUUUGUUCUUUUUUGGAAAGAACCAUGGGAUGGUUGCACGAGGUGAGGAUACACACAGUGUUACUGAUCUCAGCCUCCGGCCACCUGCCUUCUAACUUUGGGCUCGGAGGUUUGUGAGUGACAGCUGCUGUUCCCCAAUGUUGUAAUGUGUGUUGAUUUGCUGCUGAAGACAAAGAGAAAUGGAGUGAAAUCUCACAGGUGAUACCAAAAUAUCCAGUUGGUGUUGACUGAUGAACAAGGACUGCCUGUCUCCCAUACUGGAAAGCACCCCUCUACGUACUUAGCAUGCAUCUUGUUCAGAUGUGCCUUUUUGUUUCGGUAGGUGAAGAUGUCUUAAGCUAAAGAGUUGUUCUGCUCUUCUGGAGAACAAAGCUAUACGCCGUGUAUGUACAACUGUUCAUAUUGUAUAUUUACAGUAGUGCUGAUAACCUGUACAAAAGGAAGUGAAACGAGGCCUAGGACGGCCUGCUGCUCGCCAUCUUAUGCGGCCAGAAGGAUUCCUCUGGCUUAGGAACAGUCUUGCCUUCCAAACCUAAUAACUUCCUUCAGAUUUCACCUAACUUAAUCAUGAAUCCAUUUUGGAAAUUGGUAGCAUUUAAACCAGCAAACAUUUAAAGCUUUAUUAAACUUUUUAAACUGACAACUGAAUGGAACUUUUCUUUACCAGUCGGACUACUGGUGUGAGAGCGAGUCUGUUUUACCGGCAGUAGUGUAGCAGCAUUUAUACAGUGGCCAGAAGCCACAUUUUAUUUACUGGUCUGUGGCCUUUUACUGUGCUUUGUAUCAGAGUUCUUAACAAGAUUAAUAAAUCACCCCAGUCUUAAUUUUCAA